AUGACACGAUACUACCCGCUUUACGUGCGCCGCUCUGAUGGAAAGCUGGAGACGGUGCACGGCAAGAAGAAGGAGAAAAACGAGCCCACGCCCGAGCAGCUGAACGACAAGCCCGACUCGAACGGCGUCAGCGACUACUACCGCCCCAUCGCUGAAGAUGAGCCCAAACACUUGGAUUGGCGUCGCAAGCUGGGCGGCAUGUUGAUGCGCGAACUCGCUGGUCCUGGCUCUGAGCACCAACAUAAGGCAUGCAUGCUCGCCGCUCUUCCUGAACACUACCGACUCUUUGAGCAUAUCAAAUCGCGCGCACACGAUGGCGAUCCCCAAUCCCGCAAAGCCUCCAAAAACCAUGCAGGCGGCGGCCACGACCGUCAGGACGCAUAUCUAUACGGCCACCCCAUGGGCCGCAAGAAGCGAUUUAGAAGUCCCGCCGACUUCUUCCCACACCUGUUGUGGCUCGCCACGGAUAAAGAUGGAGACGCGAACAACUGCAGCUGCAAAGUUUGCUGCCCGGAGGAAGUGCAGGAUGAGAAACCCCCGGUCAAGAAGGAGGCUCCUCCACAACCACCCGCACAACCUGCGCACCCUACACAGCCUGCCACCCCUGCCACGCCUGCGACUUCUGCAACACCUGCAACGUCUGGCGUCGGCAGAGAUCCUUACGUUGCCAUUCAUCGACCUCGCAGCCAAUCAUCGACUCCGCAGAGCCAGCCAGUCGCUCUUAAUCGCCCGGCCUCAGCCGGCGCUCAGACACAACCUAUCGCAGCCCCCACUCAGCAAGCGCCUUCAGUACACCAGCCUCCAGCCCCGCGCACAGCAACACCGCAAAACAUUCCUCAGACACCUCCUCAGCCUGGCCCGUCUACGAUACCGCGGCUGGCUUUGCCCGAUUAUCAACUCGACGCUUCAUACCAAUCCCUUCUCUUCCGGCCUGGCGAAGUGGUAUGGAUGAGUCGCGGAGAGGCGUGGGGGUUGGGCGUGCUGAUUCGAAGAUAUCUGACGAAAUUGGCCAACAACCAAGUACAGCGUCACUACAUUGUACAGCCGCUGUCACACCCGCAUGACUUCCAGACGCCGGUGCACCUCAAUGCUGAGAACCUUCUCCGCCCCUGGCUUGCGUGGAGUGCACCUCCGCUUACUUUCGCUCACCUACAAAACCGUCGGGACGUUACGUACGAAAACGUGGAUUGGCAAGCUGCCGUCAGUGGACAGUACGGGCACGGAAACCCAGAGGUGGACGCAAGCAUACUCGCUGCCAAAGCAGUCGACAACACGUAUACCACCUUCAACCUGCUGAGCCAGCGUUCCGGCGCCGGCACCGAGGAACGUCACUGGGCGGGAAUAUUCCUCGGCGCAGAGAAGAUCUGGGUCGGCGAGCCCGUGCGGAUACACAUGGACGUACCGAACAUCGACGUGCCCACCCUAGUCGUCAUCGACAUCAUGGAGCGCGUCCAGCAGGGCCGCUCCAUCGUCACCAUCUUCGGCGACCUCUACACCUUCAUCUCGAGCCUGCCCGCCACCCAGCCCGUGCCCUCGGUCGAUCACCUCCCCGCCCGCAUGGUGCUCGACCUGCGCUACCGCAACCAAGUCUCGUCCAAGCUCGGCCAAAAGGGCACCUGGAAGCUGCUCCGCCCCAUGCACCAGGUCCCCGUCCAGCACGUCAAGGGCCGCUGGUACGAGAGCAGCAGCCUGCUGCCCAUCAUCCUCGGCGACAAGGAAUACGACGGCAGCAUCCGCGCCGGCAACCUGCAGGACGCCUCGCACUGGAUCAACGCCCGCAACGACAGCAACGACGCCAACGCCCUCGGCGUCCGCCACAACCAGCGCAGAGACGCCCUCGGCCGCGCCGUCCCCCCCGCCGUCCACAUCUCCGACAGCCUGGAGCCCCCCUCCCCGGACGAGCUGCGGGCCAUCACCGCGCCCGCCCCGCCGCCCCAACAGCAGCAGCAGCAGCAGGCUACCGACCCGGCGCUCAUGGCCGAUGCUGCGGGCUUCGCCGGCAUCGCCGCCGUCGGCGAUGUCGUCGGCGAUUUUAUGAAUUUGGAUGGCGAUUUCAUCGCGGGCGCUGCUGGCGUUGGCGGUGGUGCGCAGGGAAAUGCGCAUGGUGGUGCGGGCGGGAGCGGUUGGGGCAUGUAG
Messenger RNA from Diplodia corticola, 2136 nucleotides. RefSeq names its product transcription-silencing protein clr2 protein. The transcript has 2 exons. The record is from RefSeq and is a predicted model, not a curated record. Lineage: Eukaryota; Fungi; Ascomycota; Dothideomycetes; Botryosphaeriales; Botryosphaeriaceae. Gene Ontology annotation, biological process: silent mating-type cassette heterochromatin formation. The coding region runs from base 1 to 2136 and encodes 711 amino acids. Gene Ontology annotation, cellular component: rDNA heterochromatin; SHREC complex.